Messenger RNA from Cololabis saira (Pacific saury), 2867 nucleotides. It is a transcript of the gene sack1fa, whose product is annotated as family with sequence similarity 83 member Fa. The record is from RefSeq and is a predicted model, not a curated record. Lineage: Eukaryota; Metazoa; Chordata; Actinopteri; Beloniformes; Belonidae. Bases 60 to 1658 code for a protein of 532 amino acids. The transcript has 5 exons.
GGUGAGGCAGGUGAGGCAGGUGAGAGGCAGGAGAGACAGUAGCGGAGCUUUGUUCGGCCAUGGCGGAGUCUCAGCUCAUCUGCAUGGACAGCGAGCAUGUGAACGAGAAGAUCCCGGAGUCCCGGCCGGAGUUCUACUACAGCGAGGAGCAGCGCGCGGCCCUGGAGCAGCUGAUGCGCCACGGAGACGGAGCCUUCAAGAUGCGCCUGAAGGAGGACAACACCAGGGACUUCCUCUGCGCCCGGGAGGUCCAGCUCAUCCGAAAAACGUUCCUCGAGUACGACACGGACAGUGACCCGGAGUCCGGGGAGCAGGAGAAGCCCAAAGAAGCGUCCAGCAGCGCCGACUCCGGGGUCCACUCCACCUACUGGCCGCAGAUGUCCGACACCGAGGUGCCGUCUCUGGACAUCGGCUGGCCGGGGACCAGCGGCGUGUACAAGGGGGUGACCCGGGUGUCCGUGUACACCCACCCGCCCAAGGAGCCCGGGCCUCACAUCAAGGAGGUGGUGAGGAAACUCAUCCAGGGAUCUCACAAGACAGUGGCCAUCGUCAUGGACCUCCUGACAGACCUGCAGAUCCUCCAGGACCUGCUGGAUGCCUCGUCACGGCGCGGGGUAGCGGUCUACGUUCUGCUGGAGGCCAGAGGAGUUCCCCACUUCCUGGACAUGUGUUCUCGGCUGCAGAUUAAUGCGAUGCACCUACGGAACCUGCGUGUGCGGUCAGUGAGAGGUGCGGGGCUCGCCCUGUCAUAUGGAAAGCUGCCUGGGUCUUUGUGCUCCAAAUACAUGCUGGUGGACGGAGAGAAGGUCAUGUUCGGGUCCUACAGCUUCACCUGGUGUUCAUCUCGGAUGGACAGAAACACGAUUACUGUAAUGUCUGGACAAAUUGUGGACUACUUUGACAAUGACUUUAGGGAGCUGUACGCUGUGUCUGAACACGUGGAUCUCUACGGGGAGUUCAACAUCACAAAGCCGCCUCUUCCAACACCCAUCAUGAAGCCAAAAGUUGAGCACAUCCGGCCUUUACCUGUCUCCACAUCACGCUUCCAGGUGUCAGUCGAGGACUCUAGACAAACUGACCUGAAGGUACCUGCACAUAAGUACCACAAUCCCAAGUACUCCUUGGUAUUUGGGAAUAGCAUAGGUUUGACAGGUUCCCUUCAAGACCUGUCGACUCAGAAGAACUCGGUGGUGACGGCCGGGCUUAACCAAAGGAAUGGCUUGCAAGGCUUGGCUCAUACCAAAACAGAGAGCAAGGAAAAGAUGGACCAGGUCUCCUCACCGAGUCCAAGUUCACCUGCAGAGGAAGAUGAUGACAAAAAGAACCUGGCGGCCGGUCCAAAAAAACAUCGCAGCUCCUUCAGAAAUUUCUUAAAAAGAAGGGAAUCAAAUCAAAAUACAGAGACUAUAGAAGAAGGUGUGGUUUCUCCACAGAGCCCUGCCCCCACCUGUAAAACACCAGAGACCAAUGGCAUCGCAGUGUCAGAGGAGGAGGACUUGUUUGAGGUCAAUGACAAACCAGCACCACUGAAAUCCAAAAUGAAGAAGCCUCCAAAGCUCCUUCAGAGGAGCGUGUCUCUGCAGGCCAUCAACGCAGGCGACGAAGACGGAUUAAAAGGCCGGCGACGGCACCAUAAGAAGAACUGCAUCCAGUCAUAAUAUGAAAAACAGCCUGCCAUAUAGAUGAUCCUGCUGUUAAACACACUGCAACAGAUGAGUCACAGUAUCGGCGAAAUGUAACCUGGUGAUGCCACUUCAUCAGCCAAUUACAGUGUGUGUCUAUGGGCUGUCAUGCAGAGAAAGGUCACCACUGAAGACCAGGAAGUCUGAACGUUGAAGCCAAUUACUGCUGACACCGGGAGAUGUCACUGCCAUUUUUCACUAUUCCAUAUUUUUCUACUUUUUUUCUAUUAAAUUAUGCCGUAAUCAAGUGUUGUUUCUAUAUUUCACACUUGGAUGGUUGAACCUAGAUAGUGCAUAGGUAGUGUAUUACAUCACACCUGUUAGUUACGCUGUUGCUAUGGGGACAGGGCAAGUGAUAAGUCGCGGUGUCGCCUUACCCUGGACUCUUAGGUAACAAAGUAAGAGUGUGUAUUACAGGCUGUGAAUAAUGCACAAGGACUGUCUUUUUCAUCCGGUUGAAACUGGCAUAAAAUAAAAUGAAAUGUGAAACCUUGAAAAGUCAGUUAAGAUACAAAUAAUCCGAAUCUUUCAGCUCUAAUUGAAUAAAAAUUGGACUGUGUCAUUGAACCUCAGGCAAGGUGAAAGUUGGUUUAAAAAAGAGGUACAGAGCUUUUUUAAGACAAUUUAAUAGAGAGGUUCUUAUUAUUAUGAAGGCAAUUCUAAUUCUUUGUAUCUGUAAAUGUGACACAUUUAGAUCCUCUAGUCUGUGAAUAAAAUACAAAAUCUCAUUUGCAGCGGAUUGCAAAUAAGGUUUGGAUAAAUGUACUGUAGAAAUUCUUUGGUGGGUUUUGCCGCUUUGUUGUCUUAUGGAAGAAGCUGAGGGUCAUCGUGUUGCUGUCCAAUAGAGGGACACAAAAGGAGACAUUUAUCCAUUAACGGAUGGCCUGAAUAAUGGAGGAAACUGGAAAUGUGUUUUGAAAAUUGUAACAAAAACUUAGAAAAACGGCUUUUCAGAAUGAAAUUCAAGGAAAGGAUCCGAUAUUGAUGGCAUUGUUGUUAAAAUGUGAAAGUCCAGACAAAGCAAAAUGUUAUCCAUGCAAUUUAUGUAUGUAUUCAUGCAAUUUUGCUUUAGAAGUUUUGAAUUUCAAAAAAAAGGGGGGGGAGAUUAUCAACUUUUUAGAAGUUGAUUUGCAUCACGGGUAAUUGAGACAGCUUUUUUUAAUAAAUUGAGACAUUAAACAUGAA